AAAAUAAAAUAUCCAGCUAACUCUUCCCGGGAAAAGUACUCACUAAAUUCUCUCUCUUCCAUUUCUCCAUACAUUCUGAUCAUCUUCUUCAUCUCCCAUCAACUGAAAACUAAAACCCUAAUUUUAAUGGAGAUUGACACUCUUUCAUCUUCAAAUACACCUCCAUUUUCGUUUCCAGACCUCUUACAAUGCAAUGGUCAAGCUUCGACCGACUCACCGACUACUCAGUGCAGUUUUAACUCAGUAAUUGAAGGCUCGCUCAUGAGUCCGGGUGCUGUUGCUGCGCUUAGAGUCCAGAAAGUGUACAGAAGUUACCGCACUCGGCGUAAAUUAGCAGAUACCGCCGUCGUUGUCGAAGAACUCUGGUGGCAAGCGAUCGAUUAUGCUAGGUUGAGUCGCAGCACUAUCUCCUUUUUCAAUUUACCUGAAACGGUGGCGUCUCGUUGGAAUAGAGUCAGCUUAAUUGCUUCGAAGGUGGGUAAAGGUCUUUCUCAAGAUUCGAAAGCGCAGAAGUUAGCUUUUCAGCAUUGGAUUGAGGCUAUUGAUCCUCGACAUCGUUAUGGUCAUAACUUGCAAAUUUAUUAUGAUGAAUGGUGUCAAACAAGUUCUGGCCAACCCUUUUUCUACUGGCUGGAUGUUGGAGAUGGCAAAGAUUUAGAUCUCAAAGUAUGCCCAAGACUGAAGUUACGCGAGCAAUGCAUCAAGUAUCUUGGACCUCAAGAGAGAGAGCAUUACGAGUACAUUGUUUCAGAGGGAAAAAUUAUCCACAAGCUAACUGGGGAUUUACUCAAUACUAAGAAAGCAUCAGGAGUGGUCAAAUGGAUAUUUGUCAUGAGCACUUGCAAGAAACUCUAUGCUGGUGAGAAAAAGAAAGGAAAAUUUCAUCAUUCAAGCUUCUUAGCUGGAGGAGCUACCUUAGCUGCUGGAAGACUUGAUGUAGACCAUGGUACUUUGAAGUCCAUCUCUGCAUAUAGUGGACAUUAUCGUCCAACGGAUGACCGUCUAGAUGCCUUUGUUUCCUUCCUAAAGGAGAAUGGUGUAGACCUUGACCAAGUUGAGAUCCACCGACCAAAUGAAGGCUAUUCUACCUGCGAGGACACCCUAUCUAGUAUUGUGACCAUAACUGAAGCGUCCAACUGUUAUAAAUCCCUCGAAGCCAAAGAAGAAAGCGAGGCAGAACAACUUCUUUCUGAGCAAGCUGAAUCCCGAAGUGAGUACAAGAGAACUUUGUCUGGUGGUCUACAAAGUCCAAGACCCGAGGUACCCAAAGAAGCAAUCCUUCAAAGAAUCAAUUCGAAAAAGGCGGAUUCAUAUGAACUGGGACAUCAACUCGCAAGGACAUGGUCGACUGGUGCUGGCCCUAGAAUUGGAUGUGUUGCUGACUACCCUUUAGAACUCAGGUUUCAAGCAUUAGAGUUCACCGAACUUUCUCCCAGAAAUCUAGCUUCACCAUCACCAUUCAAACAUAUUGCUGAUUCUGUUUCACCAUCCCCUGCUUGUCCUGCUCCUCCGUCCCCUGCUCGUCCUGUUCCUCCUAUACUGUCAUUAACAUCUAAGAAAUUCUUCAACUCAUGAAUAUAAGUAUCGCUCGAGUACAUUUCUGUUACUAGUCUAUCGCACCUAUUUUUAUGCUGUAAUGUAUGCUUUGAAUCAUUAGCAAACUUUUUACCUUCAUAUUUUAAAAUGAUCAGCGUAGGGGAAUUUAGGCCCAGGCUUUCCUAGGCCACGACCCAAAUCAUUUAAUUAAAAACAAUUUGAGCUGGUUCAGCAUAUAUGUAGAGGUAAAUGUUCCAUGUAUCCUAUAUUGUUGCUCUUGAAUUGGCAUUACAACACUUAAUGACGGGUCAA
Molecule: messenger RNA, 1848 nt
Organism: Amaranthus tricolor (Joseph's coat)
Lineage: Eukaryota; Viridiplantae; Streptophyta; Magnoliopsida; Caryophyllales; Amaranthaceae
Product: IQ domain-containing protein IQM3-like
Exons: 9
Coding region: 127-1575 (482 amino acids)
Molecular function (GO): protein binding
Source: RefSeq, a predicted model, not a curated record